Molecule: messenger RNA, 2759 nt
Organism: Gracilinanus agilis (Agile Gracile Mouse Opossum)
Lineage: Eukaryota; Metazoa; Chordata; Mammalia; Didelphimorphia; Didelphidae
Gene: TRAFD1
Product: TRAF-type zinc finger domain containing 1
Exons: 12
Coding region: 96-1970 (624 amino acids)
Source: RefSeq, a predicted model, not a curated record
UGAGUGGCUCCGUCGUUUCUGUGGCUGCCGCUACCCCCGCUGCUGCUUGUGACGGCUCUUUUUCUUCAUUCUUUCCAGUCUUUGGCAAGUUAAAGAUGGCAGAAGUGAUUGAACAGGAAACUCAACUGUGUGACAACUGCAAAAGAGAAAUCCCCACGCCCAACUUUACCAUCCAUGAAAUUCACUGUCGGCGAAACAUUGGGAUGUGCCACAUCUGUAAAGAGCCAGUCCCCAAAUCUGAGAUGAAGACCCACAUGGAGUCAGAGCACAGCCAGGUGACCUGUAAGUGUAACAUGAAGAUGGAAAGACGGCAGUUAACAAAUCACGAGGCCCUGGAAUGCCCCUUGAGGCUUGCCGUCUGCCAGCACUGUGAGUUGGAACUUGCAUUCCUCAAACUGAAGGACCACGAAGAUUACUGUGGAGCCCGCACUGAGCUGUGUGGCAAGUGUGGCCGAAAUGUCAUGGUGAAAGAUCUCCAGGCUCACCCUGAAGUGUGUGGGAGGGAAGGGGAGGACAAGAGAGAGUCAAGAGCAAGGCCUUCCCGUGGUUAUGAGAGUGAGGAAGAGGAGGAGGAGGAAGAGGAGGAAGAUGGAGCCUGGUUCAUAGCACAGACCGUGCAGAGCCUCCUGGGGCCUGAAAACCCCACAAGACCUCUGCGGAGGCUCUCAAGGUCUCUGGAGAAUCCCUUUUAUAGCCGUCUGAUAGCGGACCAGAUGGCAAGAAAUCCAAACCGAGGGGCUGGAUUGGCCAUGCAGCUAGACCAGAAUCGAGGAGAGGAACAGGAGAGACAAAAAGGGAAUAAAAGCAAGCGGUCCCCUACAGUGUCUGGUGAAGAAGACGCCCAUUUGGACUACAUGCUGGCUCUGAGUCUGCAGAGUGAGAGCAGCGCCCCCAGCGGUGCGGCCACCCAUCUUGAGGACUUCUGGAGAGCUGUGUGUGCUGAAGACCUCGGUCCCACUGGGAGUUUGGGCCAGGCCCAGGAUGCUGGCCUGCCCUAUGCGGAGCCUUUCCUAGCCCCUGAAGGGCCAAACGAGUUGAAGAAUAAUGAGACCAUGCUGCCUUGUGAGUUCUGUGAAGAACUUUAUCCGGAGGAAGACCUCAUUCUCCAUCAGACGGGCUGUAACCCUGCCAGUGCCCUGACUUCAUUCAAUAAGAGAAGCUCUCCCCCAAGCCUGUCCCAGGAUCGAGGGGACCGGGAGAACCACGAGGCUCAGCUUCAAAGAUUCCUGGACCUGCCAGCCUCGCGGGCCAUCAGCAGCAGGUUUCGUUCCCCAUUGGAUCUGUCAGCUGUGCCCUCCGGGGAGAGCAGCGUCAUCAUUCCCUGCGAAUUCUGUGGUGUUCAGUUAGAAGAGGAAAUCCUUUUCCACCAUCAGGACCAGUGUGACCUCCGCCCAGGCACUGGACUCCCCGUAGAGUGGUUGCUUCCUGCCUACGAAUCGCUCCCCAAACAAGGCAGUGCGCAGCCAGAGACAUCCCCCGAGCUGCCCCGGCGGAGGGUCAGGCACCAAGGAGACUUGUCUUCUUGCUACAUGGACGACAUCAGGCAGGAGGUGGCCAGCAAGCCUGCGUACCCCCUGCCCCCCAGCAGGCCUGUCAGCAGCAUAGGGCUUGCCCGAAACAGACUGCCCAAAGCUGUGUCCGACUCUCGGCCUGGGGUGCUGCCGAGCCCUCCCCGUGCGCUGAAGGCCAACAACGUGGAAGGCCUGGAUUUGAUAAGAGGGCCGAGUCGCAGCAGCCACAGCCCGGCCACGGGGCCCAUUUCUGUUGUUCGGCCCACUCGAAGCUUCUACCCUGAGAAUUACGUGCCCAGUUUCCCCCGGGUCCCUCCAGUGAGACACGGGCUGAGUAUGAGGAAUGAAGUUGGAAGGAACCCACGGAUAACCUCCACGGCCGCCAACUUCCGAAACAGGAACACCAAGACAAAAUCUCCUAAACCGGCGGCUGGGGAUGCUGAGGAAGAGGAGGAAUAGCCUGAGCGUGGGAGGCCUCGGCUUGGUUUUCACCCGUUUCUAUGCACAGCAGCGCCUGCCCUGGUGCAAGAUCCUGGCUCUCUGCCUGUUCCCGCAGAGAACCUCCCGUGGAUUUUAAUUUUUCUAGGCAGCGAUCAUUUUCUAACUUUUUACUUGUGAAGUGGGCAGGGCGGGGAGGAUUAUUUGGGGCCAGUGGUGGCUGGUGCUUUGUGGAGACCAUCCUCCCUCCCCCUAAGGCCUUGUCUCCCGCCCCCAUCUCCUGCCUUCUGUGCUGUCUGUGAAGUCAUUCGCUUGUUGGCACGUGUUUUGGGGCUUCGAUAGCCGGCCGGCCUGUAUGCCUCAUCUCUGAACGCCACGUCCUGGGCGGGAGGCUUCCCUUGGGGUAGGGAAUCCCAGGGAGGGGCGUUGGGCCAAUUUUGGCCCAAAGUGGGAACAGCAGCCCACCUGAUGUGUUCGCCUACAGGAGACGGGCCGAGGGCAGCUUUAAGCUGCCGCCAUGGCAGUGUGUUUCCUGGGGCCUGGAGAGUCGAGGUCUGGGGGAGUUUGGGGGGCCGCAGUUUAGGAAUCUUGUCAUUGUUACCCUGUUAGGGCUUCUGUCUGUGGAAAUAGCCCGUGUCACUGGGCGCUGCGGGGGGCAGACCGUGCCUCCGGCGGGGUGGUUCUCCCCCCUUCCUCAAACAGUUCUACAGUUGGCUCUGAAUAAAGUUUCAGAGUUUGUUGGGUUUUUUUUUUUGUAAUUUUAUUUUUAAAGUUCCCUGUAAUGGAAAUAAAAUUUGUACUUGGAGUACA